Messenger RNA from Symbiodinium pilosum, 969 nucleotides. Lineage: Eukaryota; Dinophyceae; Suessiales; Symbiodiniaceae. The record is from the annotation of a GenBank genome assembly.
AUGGACUUGGAGGCUUUAGUUGGUGGCCGAGUUUCGGUUCCCAAGGAGCAGGUCUACCCCCGCUUCGACGCGCUAGCAAGAUGCUAUCGCGACUCGUGGCGGGAGGCCCAGGCUCUCGAGGCCCGAGGAAAGCUUCACAGUGUGCUUCAAGAACUACGCGGGCGCUACUUCCCAGCUCUGUCUCAGAAUGGCAAGGUGCUUCUUGGGAAGACGCCGCGGCGCGAGGGGCAACAGCUGCUCCUCGACGAGACGCGCGAGGAUCCGGUAGAUUUGGACACCAUCCCGGGGCCCGACCAGGUCCAGGAUGCGCACGCGGCUGUACGUCUCACGGUGGAGAACUACGACGGGUUCUUGAAUCUGCCUCUGGAUUUCCAGGGGUUCUGCGUUCACACGCUGGUUUCCCGAAAGGGGCUUCUGGUCCCAGGCAAUCCAGCGCUGGGAGUCGUCAGGUAUGCCGGCAGAUACUGCGUGUUUGCAACGGAGAGAGCCAUGGCCGAGUUUUGCUCAGAGCCUGAUCGCUUCUUUGGCGCUGUCCGCGAGGCCUGCUACAAGCAGCCGGAGUUCAUCCAUCUGCUUCGGGUUCAUGAGGACUUUCCGAGAUCAUCGCUUCAAGCGAUCCUCGUGAUGAUGUCCGGCCAACAGUCGGUGAUGCUGGCGGAUGUUGCCUGCGAAACUCCGCUGCACUUCCAGGACAGCAACAUCGACAAGAGCUAUGAGUGGAACGAGUGGAAGCUCCGCCAGGAGGCCCUCCACGUCGCAGACAUCCGGCGGAAGACGACUUCAACCACGCAGACGGCACUGAGCCACAUUCGACGGGAGAACGAGACGCAAGUCUACUUGCCGAAGGAGAUGGCGACCAACACCACUGCCAGUCGCGGAACCAACCCACCCAGGUUGAAGAAGUACUACACUGGGCUGCGGGGGGAGCCACGUCAGAUGCAGGUUGCAGAGUGCAGAUACGACCUCUAA